Molecule: messenger RNA, 1404 nt
Organism: Eptesicus fuscus (big brown bat)
Lineage: Eukaryota; Metazoa; Chordata; Mammalia; Chiroptera; Vespertilionidae
Gene: A4GALT
Product: alpha 1,4-galactosyltransferase (P blood group)
Exons: 3
Coding region: 278-1339 (353 amino acids)
Biological process (GO): protein O-linked glycosylation
Molecular function (GO): acetylglucosaminyltransferase activity
Source: RefSeq, a predicted model, not a curated record
CGCCGGCCGCCGCGGGAGCCGGAGGUACGGGGGCCGCGCGGGGGGUGCGCGGCCGGGGGUCCGGACGCCGGCCUGGGUGCGCCCGGCCCAGAUGGAUUUGCGGGCACAGAGCGCGGGCGGAAGGGCCGUGUCCGUCUUGGCAGAGGAGGCUGACCGCUGAGCCAGGGCGUGUCUGCAGGAGGCUGCCCGGCUGUCCGGAUCCCCGCCUCACCGCCAUGGGCCGCCCAGGCUGACCAGCCCGUUCCUGCUGGAGGCGCCUGGCGGCACCGGGGAGACCAUGUCCCGGCCCCCGGGCGGCCUGCUGGGGCUGCUCCGGGGCGCCCCGAGCCAGCGGGGCUGCACCCUGUUCCUCAUCAGCUUCAACUUCAUGUGCCUGGUCUCCGUCAUGAUCUACUGGCACAUCGUGGGGGAGCCCGGGGGCCCGGCGCCGCCCUCUAACCUGCCUGCCGACGUCCCCUGCCCCCGCCCGGAGCCCCCCGCGCAGCCCUCCGGCACCCCACCGCCGGGCAGCAUCUUCUUCCUGGAGACCUCGGACCGGACCAACCCCAACUUCCUGUUCAUGUGCUCGGUGGAGUCGGCCGCCCGGGCGCACCCCGAGUCGCAGGUGGCGGUGCUGAUGAAGGGGCUGCGCGGCCGCAACGCCUCGCUGCCGCGGCACCUGGGCCUCUCGCUGCUGCGCUGCUUCCCCAACGUGCGGGUGCAGCCGCUGGACCUGCACGAGCUGUUCCGGGCCACGCCGCUGGCCGCCUGGCACGCCGCCACGCAGGGGCGCUGGCAGCCCUACCCGCUGCCCGUGCUGUCCGACGCCGCCCGGCUGGCGCUCAUGUGGAAGUUCGGCGGCAUCUACCUGGACACGGACUUCAUCGUCCUCAAGAACCUGCGGAACCUGACCAACGCGCUGGGCGCCCAGGACCGCUACGUGCUCAACGGCGCCUUCCUGGCCUUCGAGCGCCACCACGAGUUCGUGGCGCUGUGCAUGCGGGACUUCGUGGCCCACUACAACGGCUGGGUCUGGGGCCACCAGGGCCCGCAGCUCCUCACGCGGGUCUUCAAGAAGUGGUGCUCCAUCCGCAGCCUGGGCGAGAGCCACGCCUGCCGCGGCGUGCGCGCCCUGCCCUGCGAGGCCUUCUACCCCAUCCCCUGGCAGGACUGGAAGAAGUACUUCGAGGAGAUCAGCCCCGAGGAGCUGCCCCGGCUGCUCAACGCCACCUACGCCGUCCACGUGUGGAACAAGAAGAGCCAGGGCACGCGCCUCGAGGCCACGUCCCGGGCGCUGCUGGCCCAGCUGCACGCCCGCUACUGCCCCACGACGCACGAGGCCAUGAAGAUGUACUUGUGAGGGGCCUGCCAGGCCGCCUCCCCACGCCCCGCAUCCGGCUGGAGCAGGGCCCCCAGCCUCCCUUC